Eimeria maxima is the source of this 355-nucleotide messenger RNA. RefSeq lists its product as hypothetical. The record is from RefSeq and is a predicted model, not a curated record. Lineage: Eukaryota; Apicomplexa; Conoidasida; Eucoccidiorida; Eimeriidae. The annotation marks the transcript as partial. The transcript has a single exon.
AUGAGUGGCCUGACUGUUGGUACAGGAGGCUUUGCUUCUGCAGCAGGCGGAGGCACAAGUGCAGCAGGAGCAGCAGGAGCAGCAGCAGGAGCAGCAGCAGGAGCAGCAGCAGGACAAUCAUCAUCCCAAGGUGGUGCUUCUCACCCAUCAUCUUCUUCGUCAUCAUCAGCAGCAGCAGGAUCUGCAGCCCCAACAGCAGCAGCAGCAUCCCCCGCAGCAGCAGCAGCAGCAGCAGCAGCAGCAGGGUACCCUCGUGCUGCUAAUAAUAUAGGGGAGACCCCCUCACCUCGAUUUGGCCACACCUCCACUUAUGUUGGCCUCAAUCGAGUCGUCGUAUUCGGCGGAGCUGUCGGCU